GGCUCCUAGCCCUCCUCAUACCCCUGUCAUGUAUAGCUGGGAGUACCCGGCAGGGCUCGGUGUAGACUCGGGCGGUACAGCUCGUAUUAUACGGGGGUUGUGUUGUAUAACGGGGUACAGAUAUGAACAUGGCCGUGUCUGUCUAUAUACUGUGUAAUGAAAGUUAUCACCUGUGAAAUCUCCUGGCACAACCGCGAGCCGGUGUAUAGUGUCGAUUUUCAGCAUGGCAACAACAAAAUCAACAGGUUGGCCUCCGCCGGUGUGGACACUGCAGUGCGGAUCUGGAAGGUGGAGAAGAAUAAUGAAGGGAAGGCGGUGGUGGAGUUUUUAGCCAGUCUCACUCGUCACACCAAGGCUGUCAACGUCGUGCGGUUCUCUCCCAAUGGGGAGAUUUUGGCAUCAGGUGGAGAUGAUGCUGUGAUAUUAUUAUGGAAACUCAGUGAAAGCAAAGAAGUGGAAUCGACUCCUUUCAACGAUGAAGAAGACUCUGAGCUAAACAAGGAAAACUGGACCAUAUUUAAGUCUCUGAGGGGUCACUUGGAAGAUGUGUAUGACAUUAGCUGGACACAGGACAGCAACUACAUGGUUUCGGCAUCUGUGGAUAAUUCGGCAAUUAUGUGGGAUGCUGUUAAAGGUCAAAAAAUUUCUAUAUUUAACGAGCAUAAGAGUUAUGUGCAGGGAGUCACCUGGGAUCCUCUUGGACAGUACAUUGCAACACUAAGCUGUGACCGUGUUUUGAGAGUGUACAGAACUGAGACCAAGAGAGUCGCCUUCAAUGUCAGCAAGAUGAUGUCUUCUAUCCCCAACCCUGAUGGAGAGCCUAAGUCUUACAGAAUUUAUCACGAUGACAGUAUGAAAUCUUUUUUUCGGAGACUUUCAUUUACACCUGAUGGCUCCCUCCUCCUCACCCCAGCCGGAUUUGUGGAGAUAGGAGAAGUCCUUGUUAACACAACAUAUGUGUUCUCCAGGAAGAAUCUAAAGAGGCCCGUAGCACAUCUUCCUAGCCCAGGAAAGGCCACACUUGCGGUUCGAUGUUGUCCUGUCUUUUUUGAGUUAAGAACACCGGUCAAAGAUGCUGACGGCGAAGCGCCCCAGAAAACUUACAUCACUCUGCCUUAUCGUAUGGUUUUUGCUGUUGCCUCAGAAGAUGCAGUGCUUUUCUACGACACACAGCAACUUCUUCCUUUUGGUUAUGUUUCUAAUGUGCACUAUCACACCCUGAGCGAUAUAUCAUGGUCCGGUGAUGGGACAUUCCUCACAGUCUCCUCCACAGAUGGAUACUGCUCAUUUGUGACUUUUGAUGAAGGUGAACUUGGAGUUCCUCUUAAAGAGAAACCUGCUUUAGUGUUAAGUACUCCUUCUGCCUCAGAAAAGAAGGGCAGGAGAUCUCAGGGGAGGAGGGUGUCAUCCCCAAUGGUAAAAGUGGGAGAGCUAACCCCUUCUUCUAGACUGUCAGAGCACUCUAGUCCGUCCACUCCUCUACAAAGCAAACUUCCUGCCAUGGGCAAUCUAUCAACAACACCAGUGGGAAUUAAAGUGAUCCCUGCGACCCCCACAUCUGAAGACAAAAAGAAUGCUCAAAGCAAAGCACCGGCCAGGCGAAUUACUCUGAACACCUUGGAAGCUUGGAGCAAACCGAGCAAACCCAGUACACCCAGCCCCAGGAGAAUCAAUCUGAUUCCUGUAAAGAAAAAUUCACCAAGCACACAGCAGAUCACAACAGCAUCCCCCCAACCUAGCAAAGUGGAAGCCUGUAGCACUGAAACCUCACCGGUUCAAGACCCCAAGUGUAAACCACCAGAGUCAAAGCGUCUAAAAACAGAGAAUCCCCCAAUCAUCAUUCUGGAUGAUGAAAGUCCAAGCACCAGCACCGCCACAGCAAAGUAAGGAAUUGUGACUCUUAAGAAUACAUGCCCCUUUAAUUGUUCAGUCUAGGAUGGAUACCUCCGACAAGCUGCAUCACAGGCUCACACACGGUGCGGACUCAGCCUUUACCCAGUGGAUUAUCUCCAGUCUUCAUGCAUUAUGAAACUGCCUCCUGAAGACUACUAAAUUACAAGUCUCAAACGUGUCUAAGAUUGUGUUUUCUUUCAAGUUGCUGCACUUCUUCUCACCUCUCUGGCCCUGCCAUUGGUCAUGGUCUGCUCUUCAUGGUACGUUCUUCUGCAGUGCAAUAACUCCGAGGAUAGCAAUGAAGACAAUGAAGUGCAGUCUUCUUCCACUUUCUAUUUCCAUCUGGUUAAUGCACCUAUUCACUUCUUCAGUAUCAGACUUUCCAUACUUCGCAUUUCAGGUGACUUGAUGCAGAUAUGAUGUCUGUUGCAUGGAAUUAAAUUGGAAGAAGAAGAAAAGUCCCUGUGCUCUGAAAUAUCAUCAUAGAGCAUGAAACUAAAGGGAAUGUAUAUUCCUAAGUGUAAAGUGACAGAAUGGUAAAUUAGGUUAUGAGCGCCACUAUAAUUUAAAUUGUGAGUACGUGGUGCGGAGGUGAGAAAAGGGCAAACUUGGUGUGAUCAGUCUUGUCUGUGUAGAUACCUUCAAGAAAGGGGUAUUCCAGGCAUACACAUGGGAUUAAAGCAUUGCUAUCAGUUCGCAGCCACAGUAGGAUACAUUUAAACUUCUUGGGCCAACGCAGAUUCCUGGAACACCCAUGCAAGUCUAUAGGAGUUCUGGAAAGUCCAUCUGAUGAUGUCUCAGGCUACGAGAUUGCCACGAAAUUUAAAUGUAUCCUGACACUGGAGAGAAGCUAUAGCAAUGCUUUAUGGUGUAUUUACACACAGGAUCCGCUGCACAUUUUAUGUAAAAUCCGCAAUUGCUGAUCACUACAGAUUUUACAAGGCAAUUCUUAUUUAUUUUUGAUUACAUUGUAAAAUCUGCAACUGCGGAUCGGCAACUUUAAAUUCACUGCGGAUAUGGUGAGUGUGAGUACACCCUUAAAGUAAACUAGAGGUGCCAUCAAAAUUAAUUAAAAAAAAAAGGGAGUCCUACUCACCUGCCCUGAUUAUUGCAGCUGCUGUUCUGACGGACCCCAGUCUCUUGCCUGCAAUAUCUCUCUUAUUACUGUACCACAUGUGCACUGAUGGAGAAUUUAUAUUUUGCUGGAGAAUUGAGUAUUUAAUAUUUUGUUGGCGGUGUUAGAAAAAAAAAAAAAGCUUUUAAAGGCUUCAUGAAUAGUUUUCCCAGGGGCAGGGAUGUUAGUGUAUCUUGCACUUUGUAACUUGCAAUGCAGUCACUGGGCCUUAAUGCAAUGAAAGUGUCCAGUACCAGAAAUAACCAAACAUAGUCUGGUUUUCUAUUGCAAUUCAGAAAAAGAAACUAUUGCCAUAAUUGGUUGUUCAGCAGCGUCAUUUUUGUUUCAAGGUUUUUGCCCCACUGAGGCCCAGUCCAUGAGUUCGCUUUUGGGUUUUUGGCUUAUCCAAAAAUCUGUUCCGUACGUUGAAAAGGGGGUUGUUUUGUACACGGCAUGGUUAUGGAUUUCUGCAGGCCCCAUUCAGAUGAAUAAGGACACUUGGGUAAAUUUUUGCAAGAAAUUUGCUUCCUGUAAAUUGAUCCGCUCUGUUUUGGACCUGCUCCCAGUUCUGUCUGAGUCAGAAACUUGUACUGAAGCUGCUAAGUGUAAACACAAGGUUCUCUAGCAGUUACCUUUUGACUUUUGUAAAUUUGUUUACUUUCCUUUCUUCUUGAUAGUUUUGACUUAGUAUUUUGGUAUGUAUAUGUUAUAUUUGUAUGUUCAUAGUCAUAUUCAUCUGUUGUAUAAAUGUUUCCAUUUAUCAGAGUUAAUGUAUUUUCAUGAAUUUGGGCAUAUUGUACUACAUGGGGAAAAAAACGUGCAAUUAAACUUGUU
Hyla sarda is the source of this 3841-nucleotide messenger RNA. It is a transcript of the gene CHAF1B, whose product is annotated as chromatin assembly factor 1 subunit B. Bases 157 to 1887 code for a protein of 576 amino acids. The transcript has 14 exons. The record is from RefSeq and is a predicted model, not a curated record. Gene Ontology annotation, cellular component: CAF-1 complex; nucleus. Gene Ontology annotation, biological process: DNA replication-dependent chromatin assembly; nucleosome assembly. Gene Ontology annotation, molecular function: protein binding. NCBI's taxonomy places the organism in Eukaryota, Metazoa, Chordata, Amphibia, Anura, Hylidae.